AUGGCUUCUCUCACCUCUCCUCUCUGCACGUGGCUUGUUGCUGCUUGCAUGUCAGUCACGUGCGAAUCUCACUCCUCUCUUUCUCCUCGUUCUCGUCGUCGCACCAAGAACCUCCUCAAUCUCAAUCUCAAUCUCCCCCUUUCCACUCCCAAUCGACACCGUUCUGGUAAAGUAAAGGCCGUAGCUUUAGAACCUGCUCAAGAAGGCACAACAACGAGAGAACCUCCUUUAAAGCAAAGGCGAGUAGUGGUGACGGGCUUGGGCGUGGUCACGUCACUUGGUCAUGAUCCAGAUGUCUUCUACAAUAAUUUACUUGAUGGUGUUAGUGGGAUAAGCGAGAUCAAUGCUUUUGAUUGUGCGGAAUUUCCAACGAGGAUUGCUGGUGAGAUCAAGUCUUUUUCAACUGAUGGCUGGGUGGCGCCAAAGUUUUCAAAAAGGAUGGAUAAAUUUAUGUUGUAUCUGCUGACAGCGGGGAAAAAAGCAUUGGUUGAUGCUGGAGUUACUGGAGAUGUAAUGGAUGAAUUAGAUAAAGCAAAAUGUGGUGUUUUGAUUGGCUCAGCUAUGGGUGGGAUGCAGGUUUUUCAUGAUGCCAUUGAAGCUUUACGAAUCUCAUAUAGGAAGAUGAAUCCUUUUUGUGUACCUUUUGCAACCACAAAUAUGGGUUCUGCCAUGCUUGCAAUGGAUCUGGGGUGGAUGGGCCCAAAUUAUUCAAUCUCUACAGCGUGUGCUACAAGUAAUUUUUGUAUAUUGAAUGCUGCAAACCAUAUAAUUAGAGGUGAAGCUGACCUGAUGCUUUGUGGUGGUUCAGAUGCUGCUAUAAUACCGAUUGGUUUGGGUGGCUUUGUAGCGUGCAGGGCACUUUCACAGAGAAAUGAUGAUCCUACUAAAGCUUCACGCCCGUGGGAUACUAACCGUGAUGGAUUUGUCAUGGGGGAAGGUGCUGGAGUUUUGCUUUUAGAAGAAUUAGAGCAUGCAAAGAAAAGGGGAGCCACCAUAUAUGCAGAGUUCCUUGGUGGAAGCUUCACCUGUGAUGCAUACCAUAUUACUGAGCCACGUCCUGAUGGGGCUGGUGUUAUUCUUUGCAUUGAAAAGGCAUUAGCUAAUUCCGGUGUUUCAAGGGAGGAUGUGAACUACAUAAAUGCACAUGCCACAUCCACACCUGCUGGAGAUCUUAAGGAGUACCAGGCUUUGAUUCAUUGUUUUGGCCAAAAUUCUGAUCUAAGAGUGAAUUCGACGAAGUCUAUGAUCGGUCAUCUACUAGGGGCAGCAGGUGGUGUGGAAGCCGUAGCAACUAUACAGGCAAUAAAGACAGGGUGGGUUCAUCCUAAUAUCAAUCUAGAAAACCCAGAUGAAGCAGUGGACACCAAUGUGCUUGUGGGCCCAAAGAAAGAGAGACUGGACAUAAAGGCAGGCUUGUCUAAUUCAUUUGGUUUUGGUGGCCACAAUUCUUCAAUCAUAUUUGCCCCUUUUAAGUGA
Molecule: messenger RNA, 1476 nt
Organism: Lathyrus sativus (Indian pea)
Lineage: Eukaryota; Viridiplantae; Streptophyta; Magnoliopsida; Fabales; Fabaceae
Source: the annotation of a GenBank genome assembly